Molecule: messenger RNA, 1272 nt
Organism: Trichobilharzia regenti
Lineage: Eukaryota; Metazoa; Platyhelminthes; Trematoda; Strigeidida; Schistosomatidae
Source: the annotation of a GenBank genome assembly
AUGAGUUCAGAUAUCAAGGUUGGUGAUCUUAUUCACUUGGAGAAAAAUCAACGUGUACCAGCUGAUAUGAUUUUAUUAUGGACAUCAGAUCGUAAUGGUUCUUGUUUUAUACGUACUGAUCAGUUGGAUGGUGAGACUGAUUGGAAACUGCGUUAUGCUAUUCCAACUACACACGCCUACAUCAAUCGUUUAGGUCAUCCAAGUUCACUGUGGGAUAUGGAGGCUCAAGUGUACGCUGAAGCUCCUAGACAAAAUAUACACAAUUUCGAGGGGACAUUUGUUCGUACAGAUGUAACGCUUACAACUCCAACUGAUUCAGAAGCUGCAGAAGUUUCGCUGAAUAUCGAUCAUACUCUUUGGUCGAAUACUGUUCUAGCUACAGGAAGCGCUGUUGGUCUGGUGAUAUACACAGGAUCAGAGACACGUGCAGUAAUGAAUUCAAGUAGAGUACGUACAAAACGUGGAAAAAUCGAUCAAGAAAUCAAUAAUAUCACUAAACUUCUCUUCUGUAUUCUAGUUCUCCUCGCCUUAGUUAUGGUUGCAUUGAAAGGUUUCACUGGUUCAUGGUAUAAAUAUUGGUGGCGAUUUAUUGUUCUCUUUUCAUAUAUUAUUCCUUUGGCAUUACGUGUCAACAUGGAUUUAGCAAAAAUUGUUUACUCUUUUAUGAUUAUGCGUGAUAGAGCUUUACCAAAUUGUCUUGUACGUAAUACUAAUAUACCUGAAGAGCUGGGACGUAUUUGUUAUUUAAUGUCAGAUAAAACUGGUACACUAACACAGAAUGAAAUGGUUUUUAAGAAAUUACACUUAGGCAGUGUAGCCUUUGCACCAGAUUCUAUGGAGGAGGUUGUACAAGGUUUACGUAGUCAUUUUACUACUGGUGCUGGGGUUUCAUCGUCAACAGUUCGACGUACAACUAAUGAACGUAUGGCUGAUGCUGUAUUAGCUAUAGCUAUAUGUCAUAAUGUUACACCAAUGAAUGAGAAUUAUUCACCUCCAGGUGGAAUAGAUAUAACAGAUGGAGAUAAAGGAGCUAUGGAAAUGGUAGAACUUUCUGAUCCAGUCGGCUAUCAGGCUAGUUCACCAGAUGAGAUUGCACUUGUCUCAUGGACAGCAACUGUUGGCGUAACACUUGUAUUCCGUGAUUUACACAGAAUGCGUUUACGUCUUCCAAAUGGCUCUAUUGUCGAAUAUGAAAUAUUGAAUUUAUUCCCAUUUUCAUCGGAAUCUAAACGUAUGGGCAUUAUUGUUCGUGAUUAUUCUACAAAAGGAUAA